This is a messenger RNA of Polyodon spathula (Mississippi paddlefish), 515 nucleotides long. RefSeq names its product ciliary neurotrophic factor receptor subunit alpha-like. The record is from RefSeq and is a predicted model, not a curated record. Lineage: Eukaryota; Metazoa; Chordata; Actinopteri; Acipenseriformes; Polyodontidae. The transcript is spliced from 5 exons. Bases 174 to 515 code for a protein of 113 amino acids.
ACGUCUCUCCAAUGGCGCCAAUAGGCGUCCCUGUUCACGUCUGAAUAGUCGUACUAUACAUCCUGCCCUACUGAUAACCAGAUGUCAGUGAACUAAUCGAGCCUGGUAAAACGUAGCUGCUCAAAACAGGCAAAGAUGGGGUUUAUACAUCGAUAAUAUCUACAGAAAAUAAGAUGACUGGUUUUGCAUCAUGUCCAGGCAUUGUGAUCAUCACUCUAAUAACAUCCCUAAUCUCCAUCCCUGUCAAGGCAGAAAUAUGGACGAAUGAAAUUUCAGAUGUCCAGUAUGGAAGAAUAGGAUCAAAUGUAACUCUUUUAUGCAGUGCUUCCAGAAAUGGCUCUGCAGUGGAGUGGAGACUGAAUGGCACUCGAGUUGCUUCCUCAUUUGCAGUCUUACAGAAUGGGAAUCUCAUCCUGACCAAUUCAGACUCCACAAUGGAAGGCAAUUACAGCUGUCACGACAAGAAGGGGCAGCUCCUGACAGCCACAGCACUGAGGCUUGGAUGUAAGCUGUAG